AUGGCGAAGGUAGAUGAGAUUAAAAAGUUAUUAGAAUUGGGUGAAAUCAAAUCGGGAAAAGGACAAAAUCAGGUUGGGACAUUACGAAGGGCUGGUGAUGCACGUUGGGGUCCUCAUUUUAAAUCUAUUUGUAGUUUGGUUAACAUGUUUGAUGUCACCCGUGCUGUUCUUAAGGGAAUAAUUGAAGAUACGUCUCAUGCUACUGGUUCUCAACGUGGAGAUGCUAAUAUAGCUUACAGUUACUUGCAAUCAUUUGAAUUUGUGCUUGUUCUUCACUUGAUGAAAGAAGUAAUGAGUAAAACGGAAACACUUAGUCAAGCAUUACAAAAGAAAUCCCAAGACAUCCUUAAUGCAAUGGAGUUAGUUUCUGCAACAAAGGUUAGUCUAACUAAUUUUAGAAACACUGGAUGGGAUUCUUUACUUGAAAAGGUUCAGUUUUUUUGUGAAAGGCAUGACAUAGAUAUGCCUGAUAUGAGUUCUCCAUAUACUUCUACUCGGUAUCGGCCUCGUAAAAAAGAUCUUCAUGUUACAUUUGAACAUUAUUACCGGGUAGAUUUGUUUACAGAGACAUUGGACAAACAACUACAUGAGCUGAAUAGUAGAUUCAAUGAGCAAGCGACAGAGUUGUUAUCUCUUAGUGCGUCUUUAUGUUCAAAAAAGAUUAAUAUUGAUCAGAUUGUUCUUCUGGUUGAGAAGUAUUAUCCUAACGAUUUUACAGAGAAAGAAAGGAAUCUAUUACGUGGUCAAUUGGAUAAUUUUCAAGUUGAAAGAAAAAAUAAUCCCAAGCUAAGUGAGGUAUCAACUCUUUCUGAUUUUUGCAAAACUCUUGUGCAAUGUCAGAAAAAUAACACGUACAAAUUGGUUGAAAAAGUGUGUCGGCUAAUCUUGACGCUUCCAGUUUCGACUGCAACAACGGAAAGAGGAUUUUCAGCGAUGAAAAUAUUUAAGACUCGACUUCGCAAUAAGAUGUCAGAUCAGUAUCUAGCAAACAGUAUGGUGAUUUACAUAGAAAAGGAGAUUGCUGAGAGCUUUGAUUCGGAGUCCAUAAUUGACGAAUUCAAAAAUCUUAAAGGAAGACGCGCAGAACUAUAA
This is a messenger RNA of Helianthus annuus (common sunflower), 1092 nucleotides long. RefSeq lists its product as uncharacterized. The coding region runs from base 1 to 1092 and encodes 363 amino acids. Lineage: Eukaryota; Viridiplantae; Streptophyta; Magnoliopsida; Asterales; Asteraceae. Gene Ontology annotation, molecular function: protein dimerization activity. The transcript has a single exon. The record is from RefSeq and is a predicted model, not a curated record.